Molecule: messenger RNA, 2690 nt
Organism: Spirodela intermedia
Lineage: Eukaryota; Viridiplantae; Streptophyta; Magnoliopsida; Alismatales; Araceae
Source: the annotation of a GenBank genome assembly
AUGGGGGAGGAGAGGUCGACGCCGUUCCUCCGUAACAGGUACUGGAUCCUGAGGCACGGGAAGAGCGUCCCCAACGCGAGAGGAAUCAUCGUUUCUUCCUUGGUCCGUUCCCUAUCUCCUUCUUCCUUGUCUCCCUUCCGGAUUUCAUCGAAUGGUUACCGUUUUGGGGCCGUUUUGCUGUUCGCGGAAGAAAUUCUUCCGGCCUCUGCAUUCCUUGCCUGAUUUAUAUCGCCGCUAGAGGAAUGGUGGAGAUCUGAUUCUUGAUGGCACGGAACUUAGAUUAGCCUCACAAAAGGCCUCGUGAGGCAGGCUCCAUGGAGGUUUGAUGUUUUGAGUCGAGGUUGAGAUUUUGCGAUGGAAGGCUUUCUUCAAGUAAUUUACAAUGUUCAUCGCAUUGGCAUAUUUCAUAUUUCGCAAGGCAUAUUGAGCGGAAUGUCCAACCCCGUUGAUUGACAGCCUUAGAUGAAUAACUCUGGAUGCCUGCCCCAUGCAAUUCAGAAUUUUCUCAUCUUGACGAGUUUGGCGACGUUGCGUCUACAAAAGUCGAGGAGGAAGUCACUCGAAUCUACAUUUCGUGUGUUCCUGAAGAAUAUUUGCAAAGAGUUUCGGGACAUCAACGUCUCACACAGAGGCGACGAACUGAUCCAAGCUUUUGAUCUGGCCUCAUCCAACUAUCGAUUUCCCAGGGCUAGAUCAAAGAUGUUGCAUCUGCUGAAGAAUGAGGAAUGAUAGAAAGCCUUUCAAAAGCACAAUGAUUACCUUUAGUUUGAAUCUUCCCUUGCAUAAAAGACCUGGUUGUGUCGAUUGCAUAAUAUAUUUUGAUGUGCUGUAAAUUUCAGCGGAAAAAUGUACAGUUUUUUCCAAUUUUUUUCUUCUGUAGGAUGCAAUGUAACCCAGCUUAUGGAAGAUGAUGACUAAGUGGGUGCUAUGAUUCCCCCCCUCCCCCUUCUAAUGACCACAAACGCUGCUAGAAAGGUGAUGAAGUUUUCCGUAUAUAUAUACCAGAGGACCUGCACUUAUUCAUUAUCAAAGUUCAUAGUAGGGGAAUGGCCAUUUCUUAAGCCUUGGGGUCAUUUUUUUUAAUUCGGCAAAAUGAUUGCUCAAAUUGGAUUUUCCAUAAAUCUUAGGUUUUUCUUACCCCCACCCCCCGAGCAUGUGACGAAUAUGAAUGGUCUCCAGUUCACAUACACAAACUUUAUUGUACAGACCGAUGCCCCCCUCUUCCCUCCGUGGAUGAACGCCCUUUUGCGUCCCCUACAAAUAAUCCCAUGUCACAUGUUAAACAGGAGAACGGGAUCGUUGCGGAGUUUGGUCUCGCUCCUGAAGGCGUCACCCAGGCACGAUUGGCUGGUGAACAGUUCCUUAAGGUACGUCUCCACGUCCAAAGCCUGCCGAUACACAUAGCUAAGGAUAGAGAGGGAAACUCCCAGGUGGGUAACCACAUGACAACGAGAUUGAUAUAACGAAAUUAGGGCUGAUCUCAUCCAUUUAUAUUAUAAUAUCUUGCAACACUAUAAAAUACAUUUUUUGAUAUUUGCAGGCACUUAAGGAAAGCGAUGUCCGGCCGGAAGAUGUCCGGAUUUGUUAUUCUCCAUUCUCCAGGACGAGCCAAACUGCUGAAGCCGUGGCGAACGCAAUAGGCAUUCCAUUUCCCGGUGCCCAGUGCAAGGUGCCCUCAAUCCUCCCCCUUUGUUCAUUGCUAACUCCUCUCCUUCUUAUCGAAGUCCCUGGUCUGUGUAGACUGGUGAGAUGAAACUUGGGCGCAGUCAGUCCUGUCCUUCGCCCAUUAAUAUCUUUCUAAGCCCCGGCCUUGGACCAAGCUUCCAUUUCCUCCAUUUCUUUUGCAUUCCCAUGUUUAUGUGCUUGGUCUGCUUCCAUAUGAACUGACGCUGCCGCCUCUUUGUCUUGGGACCUUCAGGCGAUGGAAGAGCUCCGGGAGCGAUUCUUCGGGCCGUCAUUCGAGCUUCUUUCUCAUGAUAAAGUACGCAAAUCUUACUGAACUUUUACUGCUUACUGCUCCUGGUAAUCCCGGAGUCUGCCUCAGUAGCUCUCUCUCUCUCUCUCUCUCUCUCUCUCUCUCUCUGUGGGGAAGGGACCCGGGUUCUUAGACCUCUGGCUCCAGGGUGAAUGAACAGGCAACGUUGGUGAAUUACUCGGAAGGUUCGAUCUACAAACAGUAAACGAAUCGAUGAGGAAAUGCCAUCCCAGAUCUUUUUUUUAGUUAGUUAUGCGGUUUGAUCUGUUUGUGAUUAACCCUGGCACCUCGUGAACAGUAUGCGGAGAUAUGGGCCCUCGACGAAAUCGAUCCUUUUAGGCCUCCCGAAGGCGGAGAGAGCGUCGCUGAUGUUGUCUUCCGGCUGACGGCUGCUUUGACCGCGAUCGAAGCCGAGUUUCAAAGGUCCUCUCUCUCUCUCUCUGAGGAACAGAGUUGUUGGAUAUUUCGUUUCUUCGCACAUCUCACGUGGUUGAUCUGAAUGGAAUUAUCUGGCUACUCCAGGUGUGCGAUCUUGCUGGUCUGCCACGGGGAUCCACUUCAGAUCUUCCAGACUAUAAUAGAUGCGGCCAAGGAUAAAACAAGCUCUGGCGAUGGCGGAUUGGAAUCCAGAAUCAAACGAGUUACAGUGCCUUCCAUCUUAUCGCAGCACCGGAGGUUCGCCCUGCUCACCGGCGAACUUCGUCACGUCGUAUGA